CAAUAAGGCUUGUAGAUGGAAAGAUAAUUCAAUUAUUCGGAAAUUAAGUCGAUGAUACAAAUACGGAUUACAUUAGUACAAUACAUAUAUUACAUAUAUUACUAUAUAAAUAGUGUAAAAGUAAUGGAAAAUUGCCAGUUUAGUUAAAAAUGUCGCAUAACGUACUGGAGCACAUAUUUUACUUCGCAACACUGUUCGCAUUUUUGAGCGCAGUUGAGGCUGUUAAAUAUGACUUUGUCGUAGAAAACGAGGAUGUGUUUACGCCAUGUGAGGACUUUCCUGAUAAAUUCAUAGAUACGUUCUUCGAUAUUUCGGGCCUGUCUUUUGAGCGGGAAGACGACCUUAUAAAAGUCACUGGAGAUGUCAAGUUGAUCCAUGAAUUCGACAAGGCUGUUCCUAUUCAGUUUGAUGCGCAGAUAUACAGGAGGUCCCGAGGAGAGUGGGUUGAUACUAUCUAUAAUAUCCGCCGACCGGACUUGUGCCCGUCGCUGUAUAGUGAAAACGAAAUGUGGUAUCAGUUCACUAAAGUGGUACCGGAAAAAGAGCGCAAGUGUCCGCCGCAGCCUGGGUUCACAUUAUCGUUCAACUCGCUGUUUGGUUUGUCAUAUGACUUACAAGACCGCAGUGCUGAGGGCGAGUAUAAGGUAAAAGCAAUGAUAGGCCAAGGAAAAGACAUAAUGUGCUUCGAAAUUGAAGCGAGUGUCUACAAGAGUGAUUAAAUGUACGUCUAGAUGUUCGUAUGAGUAUACAAAAUUUAUUGAAUAAAUUGAUGCUAAUAAAGGUCUUUGGAAUUUUAAUAA
This is a messenger RNA of Zeugodacus cucurbitae (melon fly), 800 nucleotides long. RefSeq lists its product as uncharacterized. The transcript has 4 exons. The record is from RefSeq and is a predicted model, not a curated record. The coding region runs from base 150 to 719 and encodes 189 amino acids. NCBI's taxonomy places the organism in Eukaryota, Metazoa, Arthropoda, Insecta, Diptera, Tephritidae.